Messenger RNA from Microtus ochrogaster (prairie vole), 5294 nucleotides. RefSeq names its product thioredoxin related transmembrane protein 3 (gene Tmx3). Gene Ontology annotation, cellular component: endoplasmic reticulum; cell surface. The record is from RefSeq and is a predicted model, not a curated record. NCBI's taxonomy places the organism in Eukaryota, Metazoa, Chordata, Mammalia, Rodentia, Cricetidae.
GCCCCGCCCCUGCCGGCUCGAAGCGAUCCUGCCUGCCGGGUCGUCCUCACUUCUCUUUCCCCAGUCUGGCGGCUUUCCCCUGCGUUUCUGAGUCUCUGCUCGCGCACGUCGCGGGAUCCAUGUCGCAAUCCAUGGCCAGGCCUACGGGGCUGAGGAGCUGGGCGACCUCCCGGCUCUUCGCUGCCGUUAUUUUACUUGACCUGGCUGUCUGUAAAGGAUUUGUAGAAGAUCUAAAUGAAUCAUUUAAAGAUAAUCGAAAAGAUGACAUUUGGCUUGUUGAUUUUUAUGCACCCUGGUGUGGCCAUUGUAAAAAACUGGAACCAAUUUGGAAUGAAGUUGGACUUGAAAUGAAAAGCAUUGGUUCUCCAGUUAAAGUUGGAAAAAUGGAUGCUACUUCCUACUCUAGCAUUGCUUCAGAAUUUGGAGUUCGAGGUUAUCCAACAAUUAAGCUAUUGAAGGGGGACUUGGCAUAUAAUUACAGAGGACCACGGACUAAAGAUGAUAUAAUUGAGUUUGCUCACAGAGUGUCUGGAGCUCUGAUUCGGCCACUUCCAAGUCAACAAAUGUUCGACCAUGUACAGAAGAGGCAUCGGGUAUUUUUUGUUUAUAUUGGUGGAGAAUCACCCUUGAAAGAGAAAUACAUAGAUGCUGCAUCAGAAUUAAUUGUAUAUACAUACUUCUUUUCUGCCUCAGAAGAUGUGGUUCCUGAGUAUGUGACACUGAAAGAGAUGCCUGCUGUGCUUGUUUUCAAAGAUAACACUUACUUUGUUUAUGAUGAGUAUGAAGAUGGUGAUCUGUCCUCAUGGAUCAGCAGGGAGAGAUUUCAGAACUACCUUACUAUGGAUGGCUUCCUUUUGUAUGAACUUGGAGACACAGGAAAGCUUGUGGCCAUUGCAGUUAUUGAUGAGAAAAACACAUCACUUGAACAUACCAGAUUAAAGUCAGUUGUUCAGGAAGUUGCUAGAGACUUCAGAGACCACUUCCACAGAAAUUUUCAGUUUGGCCAUAUGGAUGGAAAUGACUAUAUAAACACUUUGCUGAUGGAUGAAUUGACAGUCCCAACCAUAGUUGUACUGAAUACUUCAAAUCAACAGUACUUUUUGCUAGAUAGACAUAUUAAGGAUUCCAGUGAUAUGGUCCAGUUCAUUAACAGCAUUUUGGAUGGUACAGUACCAGCCCAAGGAGGUGAUAGCAUUUUGCAGAGAUUGAAAAGAAUAAUGUUUGAUGCCAAAUCUACAAUUGUUUCCAUAUUCAAGAGUUCUCCACUUUUGGGCUGCUUUCUCUUCGGCCUGCCACUUGGUGUCAUCAGCAUUAUGUGCUAUGGAAUCUACACAGCUGAUACAGAAGGAGGCUAUAUAGAAGAGCGAUAUGAAGUGUCCAAAAGCGAAAUGGAAAAUCAGGAACAAAUAGAAGAGAGAAAAGAGCAGGAGUCCAUCAGUGGAGAAUCUCUAGAGCCUGCUAUGCAAGAGCCCAAGGAUGUAUUAGAAAAGAAGAAAGAUUGAGACUUCAGAGGAAAAAAAUUGAUAGGAUUUCAAAUUAUUAAAGAGUAUUUAUUGAAUUUAGAAAUUUAAUCAUGAUCUAUUUACAGAAGAGAACAUGUUACUUGUAUUUUGCUAAUAACAACUGCAUGAAUUAAAGUAAUCCUUCCAUAAGUGGGAACCUAUUUGGAGCACAGAGAUGAAGAGUUUGUUUAAAACAAAACCAGAUCAUUGUGUCAGUUUACCUUAAAGAUGCCCAUUCUGUUCACACUCCUUUGUGUGCAUGUUCUAUGACAAAGUUAAAAAAAAACUUUGACAGAAUAUUAUCUUGACAAUUGGGGUGGAAGAUAUGUGGUUUUACAGAGAGAAAUAGUGUUUCACCUACUAUGUCAAGUCUCCUAUAUUUUGGAUAAAAUUUAUAUAAACAAAUUAAGUCUUUAAAAUUUAGAUGUUUUAAGAGAAACUACUAACUUUUUCCAUAUAUAUAAUUUAAGAUUCUGAGUUUAAAAAUAGUGAGGAUUUUAUAUAGCAUAGUGAUUUUAUUUUAUUAGUUGUUUUUAAAGGAGAAAUGUUACUUUUUUACUUAUACUCAGUUGCAUUAUUAUAAUACUGGCUUAUGGUCCAAUGAAGUGGGGAGAGAAUCUUUGACCUUUACAGAAUGACCAGGGUAUGUGUGGAGUGGUGGCUUUAGCCCCUGCCCUAUGCUGCUCAGCAGGGUGCACUGUCCAUCACUGCAAGAAGUAGAAGCCCUCUUAGAACACCUUGCUUUUAAGCAAAGCAACGUAGUAUUUUGUUCUUUUAUUUUUAUUUUAUAGCGUGACAUUACUUCUAAAAUUUCUAUUAGUUAAGAAUGUUUUCAGAAGUAAUAAAACAUGUUUUUAUGAUAUAUAAACUAAUAAUUUAAAAAUUACUGCCACACCUCUAUUGUGGGAGGCCAUGACAUGUCAGUGAUACAAUCAGCAUAUUAAACUUGGAUGUCAGGAACAAAGAGAUCCAUGUUCCCUUCUCUAGCCUCUCAACUUUGCCUCCGUGAUAUUCAUGACCUCUCAUCUUUGAUCAGAAUGCAGUCUACUGUCUAAGAGUGGGUAUUUUGUGAUAACAUGUUUACUAAACAUUAAUUUGUUAAUUUUGAAGCCUUUAUUUUAGCUCAUCUUAGAAUUUUUAUUAGAUAAUAUUUAGGUGGCUGUUCUUUGAGUAAUUUAGGAUUUAUUGAAAGGAUCUGCUGAACAUUUGCAAACAUGGUUUACAGUUCUAACACUGUUGUUACUUAGGGCUUUUUUGGUAACCAGGGGAGUUUCUGCCUUCUGAUACAAUAUUAAUCAACACUGAACUGAAACUGUCUGUAGAGCCAGGAAAUUGCUAGUCAUAAUUUGUAGCCAGGUAUUCUUUUCAUGUUUUAAAAAAACAUCUAUUUUUAAAAUUUAAUCAACCAUAAUUAACUUUAUUGAUAAUGGUAUAAAUAUAAAGUCACAGGAAAUUUCAGAAAAUAGAAAAUAUUUUCAAAUGGAAGCUGGAGGUAAACACUGUUCAUAAUUGCUGUGAAAAGUAAACUCCUCCAAAGAAUAAAGACUCCUUGUGAAGACUUCAUGGUAGUUGUCCGAAUGGAGGAAAGACCUGAAGUUUAUACAAGAUGAUUCAUUUAUGAUACUCUAUGGCAUCAUGAGAGAGACAUGAAAUAGGGAGUACCACUAAUAAAUUUUAUUAUUUUCAUCAUUAUCAAAAAUUAUGUGUAUUUUGUCUUAUCAAUCAUAACUUGUAAAUAAGUUCUCAGUAGGAAAAAAGAUAAGGCAUAGCUUUGUAUCAGUAAACAGAAACACAGAGGUAGUUUUGGGGAAUUUUGUUUGGUUUUUGUUUUUUCAUUUGUUUUCUUUGUUUUUGGCAAUACUUUUCUUGAAUGAGUAUUUUGGUUCUGUAUUGUGAAACAACUUCAUUCUGAUCCUCAGUUUAUUUGUACUUUCAAAAUGUUUUCAUUGAGGAAAAAAACCCAAUGUGUAAGUGGUUUAUAAGUGAAAGGUUUCAUUUCUUCUUGUAUUAAACUUAUACUUUUUGCUUAUUCUUGAGGAUAUUUUUAUCUGCAUUGUCAGGUUGCUCACAUAACAAAAUUUAAAGUUUGUUCACGCAUGUGUUUUUCUCAUUGAUGUGUUAUUCUAAAUACUGUUUGCUUACCAGAAGAACAUACUACAGAAUCAAGGCAGCUUCUUCAUAAUCUAGGAAAAGAUUGAUCCUCUAAUUCAGUGAUAAAUUUCAUGGUUAAAUACCAACAAAAGAGUCCUUUCAGGAAUUGGAAUUCCACCUUUUCUUUCAUGUGUAAAAGUUCUAAUUUUUGAAAUUCAAAAAUUUAGCUCUUUGCUCAAACAACAUUCAAGAGUAUUCCAGAGAAUGUUCAUGCUUAGCCCAGCAUCUCUUUCUGAAAUCCUUUAUUGUGUAUGUCAAAAGGUUUGUACCUCCUAUUGUUUGAAACUUCUUUGAGAUUUAUUAGAUACAUAGGUUUUGUUUUCCUCCUCUCUUUAAAGGACAUUUGGACCUGGUUUAGAAAUGCCAAAUAAGUAAAGAUGAUGAAAGGACUCUUAAGAGCUGAAACAAUUGCGUCUGUUGUUUCUCUUUCAUCCAUCUUAUUGCCUGUGAUCUUUCUAAGAUUUUGACUUGGUAGCUCUUGGUUUUAAAAUAUUUUUAUCAGUGUUUUCUGAUGAAAUGGACAGGGAAAAAAAAUCACUCAGCUAUUCUUAUGCAGAAAUUGUUAAGCCAGUAUAAGAUGUUAAGAUUUAAGUGGAGGGACUGAAUUUGUCAUUUUAUUUUUUACAAAUAUAUAUAUUUUUUCUGAAUGUUUCUGAGUCCCAAGAAUGAGCAAAAUAAUAAUAGUAAUUUUCUAGUUUGGACUAAGCUAUAGAGGUUUUUGAAAGUCUGUAUUACUACUAACUUGUUGAAUUGUGAUAAUAUGUCUUAUGUCAUCAAUUGCAAACUUUUCUUUUUCUAAAAUAAAUUAAUUAAAAUCAUGAUUGCAUAAUUUCUACACAAUAUGUAUUUUUCAGAAAUUUGCUAUAUGGCUAUGGGGCAGUGGAAUAAGAAUAAACAAUGAGCCCAAAAUAGGAGUUGACACUGAUUUGCAGGUUAUAAGCAGAGAUAGCCUACUGAGCUAUGGGGGGCACCAAUUUUAUGGGACUGUGGUCUUAACUCCAUUUUUCUUUUUCUUACUCUACCCUAGUGAAAUCAGGAAAGCCAAUUAACUUCUCCCACUUCUGAAUUACAUGCGAUUUGAGGAUAAUGCCACUUAUCUAGAUUAUGAAGUACCUGUGUCUGGCACAUAGCUCAUUAACCGACUGACAUUUAUUUUUUAAAUUUAGUUGACUUAUCACUUCAUUUAGAAUUUUGUCAUUGAUAGAGGGGAAAAAAUUUACUGUAAUUUGAAUUCCUGGUAUUUUUAAAUUUUCUUAGCUAAUUUUCUGCAAUUUUUGAAUUCUGUCAUUUUAUAUAGUGAUAGAAAAUAUUUUAAUAUUGAAAUUAAAACUAAUUAAGUAUUUAGGUUUAGUUAUCUGUGAAAAUUCUCUGGCUUUUCUACUUUAUAGAUGAAAAUGUUACACAAGAAGGUGUAACCUGUCAGUAAGGUUAUUAAUAUGUAUGAAUAUCUUACUUAGAUUUCUGUAUGAUUUAGGCAGAGUUAAAUGCAGGUAUGUCACUGGAGGUAGGUUUUGAGGUUUCCAAAGCUUCCUGUGGGUCAGGAUGUAGCCUGCCUGCCACCAUGCUCCCCAUGAUGAUGAUGAUGGUGAUGAUGUCUUGUGAAGCUGUAAGAAAGCCUCUGAUUAAAUGUUUUUGCAAGAA